Neoarius graeffei (lesser salmon catfish) is the source of this 1869-nucleotide messenger RNA. RefSeq names its product hsFATP2a_ACSVL_like domain-containing protein. The record is from RefSeq and is a predicted model, not a curated record. NCBI's taxonomy places the organism in Eukaryota, Metazoa, Chordata, Actinopteri, Siluriformes, Ariidae. The coding region runs from base 1 to 1869 and encodes 622 amino acids. The transcript has 10 exons. Gene Ontology annotation, molecular function: long-chain fatty acid transmembrane transporter activity; long-chain fatty acid-CoA ligase activity.
AUGGACACAUCCAUGUGGCUGACUCUGCUCGUGGCUGCGCUGUGCGCGCUGCCCGUGCUGCUCUGGACUUUGUGUCCAUACUUCACCCAGGACUGCAUGUACAUUCUGAAGAUUUUGCACUUAGGAUUGCGCAUGGAGCGCUACAGGAGGAGAGCUCGCUUGUACAGCAUUCUCGACUGCUUUCUGGAUGCUGUGAGGAAGCACCCACACAAACCCUUCAUCUACUUCAUGGGGGAGACGUACUCGUACUUGGAUGUGGACAGACAGAGUAAUAAAGUGGCUCAUGCUUUGCAGAAGGUGGCUGGACUGAAGGAGGGUGACAUUGUGGCCUUGUUCUUAGGCAACGAGCCUUGUUUCAUGUGGAUGUGGCUCGGUCUGGCUAAACUUGGCUGUAUUGCUGCUUUACUCAACUUUAACAUCAGAUCCAAAUCCCUUCUGCACUGCUUCUCCUGCUGUGACGCAAAGGUGCUGAUAGUAGCCAAAGAGCUCUGUGGUGCCAUUGAAGAAAUUUUACCUGCUUUGAAAGAGAAGAGCAUCAGCGUGUAUGUGCUGUCUGAUACAUGCAGCACAGAUGGCAUGAAGGGCAUUUCUCAGGUCAUCACACAGGCGUCUGAUGAAGCGCUGUCUCCAUCACUCAGAGCGAACAUUCAUAUCCACAGCAGAGCGCUGUACAUCUACACAUCUGGAACCACUGGUCUGCCUAAAGCAGCCAUCGUGACUCAUGAGAAAAUUUGGGCUGCUUCGUUCAUCCAGGGGGUCGCUGGAGUCACAUCUAAAGACGUGUUUUACCUCAACCUGCCUCUGUACCACAGCUCUGGCUUCCUCAUAGGAUUCACCAACUGUAUUGAGAGAGGUAAUUCUUUAGUUCUGCGGAGGAAAUUUUCUGCCUCUCAGUUCUGGGAUGACUGCAGGAAGUAUAAUAUUACAGUGAUACAGUACAUUGGAGAAACAAUGCAUUAUCUCUGCAAUACACCAAAGAAAGAUAAUGACCGAGACCACAAAGUAAAGAUUGCUAUAGGUAACGGCAUACGAGCUGAAGUGUGCAAGGAAUUUUUGAAUCGAUUUGGGAAUAUUCACAUCAGGGAGCUCUAUGGUGCCACAGAGGGUAACGUCGGGUUUCUUAACUACACCACAAAGAUUGGAGCGGUAGGCCGGAUUAACUUCCUCCACAAGAAAUUCUUCCCCUGCGCCCUGCUCAAGUUCAACACUGAGAAAGAGGAGCCUGUGAGGAACGCUGACGGACUGUGUGUGCCAGCAGCUCCAGGUGAGCCUGGACUGCUGGUUGGGAAAAUCACCAUCAAGUCUCCAUUUACGGGUUAUGCUGGAAAUAAGCAGCAGACGGAAAAGAAAAGACUCAGCGAUGUGUUUGUUAAAGGCGAUCUCUAUUUCAACAGUGGCGACUUGCUGAAAAUCGACCAUGAAAACUUUGUCUACUUUCAUGAUCGGGUUGGAGACACUUUCAGAUGGAAAGGUGAAAACGUAGCCACAACUGAAGUAUCAGAUAUUCUCAUGAUGGUGGACUGCAUUGAGGAAGCAAACGUCUAUGGUGUCAAAGUCAAAGGGCAUGAAGGGAGAAUUGGAAUGGCAGCUGUUGUGUUAAAAGAAGGGAAGGAGUUUGAUGGCAUUGACACACAUACAGUCAUAGCUAACCACCUACCAGUUUAUGCCAGACCCCAUUUCAUUCGCAUUCAGAGUUCUUUGGAACUCACAGGAACGUUCAAGAUGAAAAAGGUGAAGUUGGUGGAGGAAGGCUUUGAUCCGGCGCUCAUUCGCGACCCACUCUACUUCCUUAAUCUAGCUGAAAAGAAAUACAUUGCCCUCACACAGGAAAUUUAUAAUUCAUUGAUUGCAGGAGACAUUAAACUAUAA